Propithecus coquereli (Coquerel's sifaka) is the source of this 693-nucleotide messenger RNA. It is a transcript of the gene BHLHA9, whose product is annotated as basic helix-loop-helix family, member a9. Gene Ontology annotation, biological process: regulation of transcription by RNA polymerase II; developmental process. Bases 1 to 693 code for a protein of 230 amino acids. Lineage: Eukaryota; Metazoa; Chordata; Mammalia; Primates; Indriidae. The transcript has a single exon. The record is from RefSeq and is a predicted model, not a curated record. Gene Ontology annotation, molecular function: RNA polymerase II transcription regulatory region sequence-specific DNA binding; DNA-binding transcription factor activity, RNA polymerase II-specific; protein dimerization activity.
AUGCUCCGAGGAGCGCCAGGACUAGACCUCAGGGGCCUGAAGGGGGCCGAGGGCUCAGCGGAGGACUUGGGGAGCUCUUGCCUGGAUGUCGGGAGGGAGUGUGGGGUGCUGCGGGAGAACGGCGGCACCCGAGGCGUGGCCGAGGCGGAGGAGCCGGUGGGCAGGAAGCGCGCCCGGCCGGUGCGCUCCAAGGCGCGGCGCAUGGCUGCCAACGUGCGGGAGCGCAAGCGCAUCCUGGACUACAAUGAGGCUUUCAACGCGCUGCGCCGGGCACUGCGGCACGACCUUGGCGGCAAGAGGCUCUCUAAGAUCGCCACGCUGCGCAGGGCCAUCCACCGCAUCACCGCGCUCUCCCUCGUCCUGCGCGCCAGCCCCGCGCCCCGCUGGCCCUGCGGCCACUUGGAGUGCCAUGGGCAGGCCGCGCGCGGCGGGGGCGCCAGGGACGCGGGCUGCAGCCCUCCGCGGCCCGAGCCGGCGUCCGCAGGGUCCAGCCUCGCGCGUCGGGACGCUGCCGGCCCCUGCAUGCCACCCGCGCCGCGCUGCGCCUCGUGCUCCCAGCACACGGACCUGGGACGGCCCAGGCCACCGGUGGCCGAGGCGCCGAGCUUGACCCAGGCCUCCGGGGGAAGCUGGCGCCGAUGUCCAGGGGCUCCCUCUGCUGGGCCGCUUCCCUGGCCGCGAGGCUACCUGUGA